AGGGUGAGGAGGUGCAGCUGCUUGCAAAGAGGCCUCCCGGGCGUGAAGUAUGGAAGGACGCCGAUUCACCUCCGAGCUUAUGGGGGAGUAUGACGACGCCAUGGAUUCUGAUCGGUCAGGUGUAGAGGACAUCGCUGGCACUCAGAUGGACCGGAUUGGAGGUGUGCAGCGUGGCUCGGCACGGCAAUGGCCGCGCACGCCGUUCAGCAACGAGGGUUUUCAGCCCAGUGCACAACAAUGGCAGUACACAUCGGCUCCACCUUCGAGCCGAGGAGGGCAAGCGGGAGGUCCACGACGCUCGUCGCCGGGUGGAGGAAUAGAGAACGUCGUGAUGGCAGAUCACACGGAAAGACAAUUGCACGUUCCCGCAAAUGCUUGUCCACAGCCCCAAACCAUGCGCGCUCAGGUACAAGGUUCAUGGACGGCACGUUUGUCUCAAGGUGGAUUCAUGCAUGGUCAGUCCUCGGGGUGGGGGGGUGGAUUUUCAAGCUUUGGAACAGCAGGCACUGGAGAAAGGACUGCGUUUGCGGUUGAGGGGUGGCAUGGCGAGACAAUUGCGAUGCAGUUCGGUGAUAAGGCCGUUGCUUCUUCGACACCUCGGUCAGGGGGGGCUGCAGGCAAUGUGACGGGCAAAAGGACAGCGGACGAUGCUGUCAGCGAAGGUUCGGUCAUGCGGCCCGGUGUCGGUCCAUCGACGGAGGGUAUGGCGUCGGGGCAAAGGACGCAGCGUCCGAAGAGGGCGCCGAGGGUGGAGGGGGGGAAGAAGAACAACCCAUGGACCUUGGAGGAGCAGAUAGCGUUGGCGAGGAUAAGCGUGGAAGAAAAUGCCCUCAUGGCCGACGCCAACGGCGUGCAUAAGCAAAAGACGCGUGCUAAAAGAUACGAAUGGAUUGCAAAUCGAUUGAAGGAUGAGGGGUACAACAGGACAGCGGAGGACUGCAGGAAGAAGUGGACGAAACUAAAGGAGAUCGUUAGCCAUAUCGGGGAUAAGUGCUACAUGUUUGGGGAGGCAGGGUACUUCAACAUGACCACAGAGCAGCGAAUGGACAAGGACGUCUGCACAACGUUCGAGGAGCCUCUUUGGGAUGCGAUGGAGUGGUGGCGAUUGAAGAAGGCGUACACGUGCGACACCACUCUCGCUUAAGAGGACCUGGCAGGUGGCCAAUCGGGGGAAGCUGGCAGAGAGAGCAGAUCCAAGCAAGCUGGCGGAGGAAGCGGAUCGGGCCGCAGCGGUGGCGGUAGUGAUGGGGAUGAAGGUGGAGGGGGCAACUUAUCGGGGCAGGGCCAGGGUGGGACCGGACCGGGGCUUGGUGGUGGAGGGAGCCGAUCGGGCGAGAUCGGUGGAGGGACCGGAACCGAGGAAGGAAGUGUAGGAGGCGGUUCGACGAGGGGUAGGGGUGUCGCAUCCGAUGGCGGUGGCACGGACGCUU
This is a messenger RNA of Chara braunii, 1430 nucleotides long. Lineage: Eukaryota; Viridiplantae; Streptophyta; Charophyceae; Charales; Characeae. The record is from the annotation of a GenBank genome assembly.